Molecule: messenger RNA, 2185 nt
Organism: Anoplopoma fimbria (sablefish)
Lineage: Eukaryota; Metazoa; Chordata; Actinopteri; Perciformes; Anoplopomatidae
Gene: napbb
Product: N-ethylmaleimide-sensitive factor attachment protein, beta b
Exons: 11
Coding region: 84-974 (296 amino acids)
Biological process (GO): synaptic transmission, glutamatergic; SNARE complex disassembly; intracellular protein transport
Cellular component (GO): synaptobrevin 2-SNAP-25-syntaxin-1a complex; vacuolar membrane; terminal bouton
Molecular function (GO): soluble NSF attachment protein activity; syntaxin binding
Source: RefSeq, a predicted model, not a curated record
UCCUCACUGUACACAGCGGAAUCCUCUGCGGGUGUUUUUUUUUUCGUGCCUCACCAUAACUGUGUCUCAAAUAAAGCAAAGAAAUGGACAACAGUGGGAAAGAGAAGGAAGCGAUUCAGCUAAUGGCCGACGCUGACAAAAAAAUCAAGACCUCUGGCUCGUUUUUGGGAGGGAUGUUUGGAGGAGGACCUCACAAAGUGGAAGAAGCAUGCGAGAUGUACUGCAGAGCAGCCAACAUGUUCAAGAUGGCCAAGAACUGGAGCGCUGCUGGAAAUGCGUUCUGCAAAGCUGCACGCCUCCAUAUGCAGCUGCAGAACAAGCAUGACUGCGCCACCAGUUUCAUCGAUGCAGGAAAUGCUUACAAGAAGUCUGACCCUAAUGAGGCAAUCAAGUGUUUAAAUGCGGCCAUCGAUAUAUACACAGACAUGGGAAGAUUCACCAUCGCCGCCAAACACCACAUCAAUAUCGCAGAGAUCUACGAGUCCGAACUGGUGGAUAUCGAGAAGGCUAUUGCACAUUAUGAACAAGCAGCAGACUACUACAAAGGGGAAGAAUCCAACAGCUCUGCCAACAAGUGUCUGCUGAAGGUGGGGGCUUACUGUGCUCAGCUGGAGCAGUACCAGAGGGCUAUUGAGAUCUACGAGCAGGUUGGAGCCAACACGAUGGACAACCCGUUGCUGAAAUACAGCGCCAAAGAGUACUUCUUCAAAGCCUCCCUCUGUCAUUUCAUCGUCGACGAGCUCAACGCUAAGAUUGCUGUUGAAAAAUACGAGGAGAUGUUCCCGGCUUUCUCAGACUCCAGAGAAUGCAAACUGUUGAAGAAACUUCUUGAGGCUCAUGAGGAACAGAACUGCGAAGCUUUCACAGAGGCAGUGAAGGAUUUCGACUCGAUCUCGCGUCUGGACCAGUGGCACACGAGCCUCCUGCUGCGCAUCAAAAAGACCAUCCAGGGCGACGAAGGGGAUUUGAAAUGAAGGAAACCCAGGGGUCACGAACACAGCACGGAGGGACAAACCCAUCACGCAUGCUUUCACACACACGCAUACACACACACACACACACACACACACACACACACUUCCAUUCACCUCACUGUGUAUAGCAUCCGGAGAUGAGUGUCUGCUGAUGACUCUGAAUAUUCCACUGCUAUACUGUCACAGUACUAUCUUUGCUUUCCUUCUGAGCAUAUCUGAAUCUAGUCAGAAUGUAAAUCCUCUCGCCCUCACCUCUCUCUAGAGGAUUGCUGCAUACCUUCUUCUGCUGAAGUCUGUCCUGGGGGGGGGGAUUUCAUAGUGGUACGUUGUAUUGAAACCGAUGUUAGUAUUGACAACAAGCAUUGCAUGUUUUGUACGAGUAUCGUUUCCUAGUCAGAUGCAGUUAGUGUUGUUUUUUUUUUUUUUUUUUUUUGUUUUUUUUAAAUCUAGUUUAAUAUAUAUUUAAACACUUUAUUUAAAUGUUUCCGUUUGUUCUACAUAAGAUUAUCAUGGUGUGUAUGGAUUUCAAGAAUGUACCUUUUAUGUUUGUUUGUUUGUUUGUUAUUUGUCGGCGUAGAAGGGCUCAAAUCCACGUCAUGAUUAAUCCUAAAAGUCAUUGCAGCCACACGGAAAGGAUUUGUUUCCAUUUCAUCACCAAUGGGGAGAGACUCUUCUUGAAGAAGGGCAAUGAUAUGCACCUGUAGACUGUUACACAUUUGUAUUUAAUCACUUACACUGAUCCCACACACACACACACACACACACAUGCAUACUUACACUACUUGGGGAUACUUUCUAUUUACUUUAGGAUUCGUUGAUGUAAUAAUACUUUGAAUGUUUGAAUCUGUAAGCCGUGAUUCAUAGUUUGCCUGUGGGGGAUUUCUUUGAAUGAAAAGCACCGACAUGGAAACGUGUGCUCCUUAUUUCCGGGGCAGUAAUCUUUGGGGUAAUGUGCAUCAUUAGUCACUCAUCUCGUGCUGUGUUGUGAAGCGUAACGUAUCAUUGAAGGGUUUACUUCCAAACAGCCAGUCGCUAAGCAUGUCAUUGUGUAUAGAUUAGCGUUGUUACAUUCACUAGUGUGAGCCAGACCAAAGUUUUUACUAAAAGGGUCAGUCGCCCUGCGUAUCCAGCUUCUUCCAGAUGGAAUGACAACGGACCUUGGAUAUGAUCUGUAUGCUAGUGCGAAUGGACAAUAAUAAAGAUAUUAUAUU